AGAGUGCGCGUGCGUGGCCCGGCCUGUUGAUUGCGGCAGCGCUCGAUAACACGAGUCACACGCAUUGUUAAUAAUUGUUAUUCAUUGUUAGGUGUGUUCAAAUACUGUAAACCAUUUACAGUAUUUGGUGUGUUUUAGUUUCGUCGACGGCCGCCGCAUCGAGUCGAACCGAACUGACGACGAUCUGCGCGCUCACACGCUGCAUGCUGUCCGCGCUCCCUCCCCUCUUCUCAGUCGCAGCGCUCACAGCUUCAUCCGCCGCCGUCGCCGMCUCUCGUUCGGUAUCGAUUUUCCAUCCGAUACUCCGCGUCGGCAAAUCGCAAUAGAUUUCGGCGCGACCGCACACUGCACAGUCCACAGAGGCACAGAGUAUCGCCGGACGCCAGAGCCGUAUAGUAGUCGUCACUAGACGCUCGUCACGCACUUUGCCGUCAAGUCUAACCGCAACCACGUUUCACCGCCACAUGGAAGACCAUAUCGGUGGUUCGUCGUCGUCCAGCGACGACGACUCGGCGCCUCCCGUCAUUAUGCCGCCGCCGCCUAGCCGGUACAUCAUCAACGAGGACGAGAUAAUCGAUCUGGACGGGAUUGCGGAACAUCACCAACGCCGCCGACGCAACAAUCGCCAUCGCCGUCAGAUGCGUCACACCGGUCACGCGGCCCUCAUCGAAGCGGAACACGGUGUAGGCGGCAUCAUCGACUUGGUGAACCGUGAAGCGAUGGCCAUCUCUAUCGACCAUGCGGCCGAAGAGGACGCGGCCGCCGCUUCCGGCAACUGCGACCUGAACAAGGUGCGCAGCUACAAAGACAUGUUAAAGUACACUACCAACCUGUCUGACGGGAUGCCGAUGACCAUUAACCAAGACAGAGACGCUUUUACAUUCACCGAGGAAAGAAAGAAAUUUUUGUCUAAUGUUUUGUCAACCAUGACAGUCAAUGUGCACGAGGAAAUGAACAAUUCUAUUAACAUUUUAUUUGACAGUAACAAACAAGUGGAUGAACAUGAAUUUGCGUUUGAUGUUAUUGCGGAAUAUGUUGACAAUAUUGAUUAUGCUAAUGAUUUUGAAAAGCUUGGCGGUUUUCAUAUAUUUUUACCGUGUAUUCGUUCAGAGCAUCCAUCUGUGCGCAUAAAGACAGCAGAAUUGAUAAGUACACUGGUUCAACAUAAUCCAUACUGUCAAGAAAAGUUUAUGGAAAAUCCUAAUUACUUGAAAGCAUUGAUUUCUAUGGUAGAAAAUGAUCUUAACGAUGAAGUGCGGGUAAAAGCACUAGCUGCAAUUUCCAGUUUGGUUCGUCAUAACAUAACCGUGUUUUGGCAAUUCAUUGAACUCGGAGGUAAAGAUUUGAUUAUCAAUUCAUUGAAAACACCYAUUGAUAAAUUGAAGAUUAAAGCAGUAUUCAUAAUUUGCUCAACUUGCCAUAUGGGUAAUGAUAUAGCGGAAAUGUAUAUUGAUAAUGGUGUUGUUGAAAUCAUAAGUUCGAUAAUCAUGGGCAUGGAAAAAAAUUUCGAACCUUUUCAUCAUGAGUUGUUUUUAUCUACGUUGAAUCAACUGCUUCGUAUGUCACCAGCCAGAGUCAAAGAAAUAUGCUCUUCGAUGGAGGAUCUCAAGCCAGCAUUGACAUCAUUGCAAGAUUCUUAUUCAGAUGAAUCAAGAUAUCAGGAUGAAAAGGAUCAAAUUUUGUGGUUAAUGGAAACUCUAACWUUGUGAAGAGAUUUAGCGGCACAUUGCAUAUUACUUACUUUAUUUAAAUUUAUAAUGUUUUCAUAUCUGUAAUUGCUUUCAAAAGAAAUUAAAUCUAUGGUUCAUCACGCUAUUAGAAUUACUUUGUUUAAUUUUUUUUUAGAAUAAUAUGUAAUAAUAUAAUAUUAUUCUGCUAUUUAAGUUAAAUACUGCAUUCCUAAUAUUGAGAUGAAUGUAAUGGGUGUAUAUUGAUAAAAUGUUUAUUAUUUGUGUGAAAUUGUUGUAUUUGUUACGGGUAUUGAAAAAAGUAACAAUCUAAAACAAGGAAUUGAGCUUAAAUUGAACUUUAUCCCACAAAAAGAUGUUUUGUUACAAAAAUUUAAAUGUUUUAUCAAC
Messenger RNA from Diuraphis noxia (Russian wheat aphid), 2078 nucleotides. Its product is annotated as hsp70-binding protein 1. Gene Ontology annotation, molecular function: adenyl-nucleotide exchange factor activity. NCBI's taxonomy places the organism in Eukaryota, Metazoa, Arthropoda, Insecta, Hemiptera, Aphididae. Gene Ontology annotation, cellular component: endoplasmic reticulum. The record is from RefSeq and is a predicted model, not a curated record.